AUGCCGAGAAUUCCCUGCCGCGUGGUGCGGCGGUGCGCGGCGGUGCACCCGCUGCUGCCGCUGCUGUUGGCGGAGUGCAGGACUUUUGACGAGGCCAGGCGGGAGUUCCAGUGGCUCGUGGACGGGGUGCCCCCCGGGCGCCGGCGGCUGGCCCGGGCCUGCCUCGCGCGGCACAGACACGUCCCGCUGCAGUACAUCCUGGGCAGCCAGCCGUUUGGCCCGGUGGAGAUCCGCUGCAGGCGGUCGGUGCUGAUCCCGCGGUGGGAGACGGAGGAGUGGGCCUCGGCGCUCGCUGGGAGGGUGGGCCCGGGCCGUGGCGGGGUCCCAGGCGGGGUCCCAGGCGGGGUCCCAGGCGGGGUCCCAGGCGGGGUCCCAGGCGGGGUCCCAGGCGGGGUCCCAGGCGGGGUCCCCCUGCGCGCGGUGGAUCUUUGCACUGGGACCGGGUGCGUGCCGAUCCUGCUGCGGGCGGAGUGGGCGUGGGCGGCUGCAGCGGUGGAGUGGCUCGCAGUGGACUGUGCCCCUGCCGCGGUGGCGCUGGCGGCUGCGAACGAGAGGAGGACCCGGGCGGGGCGCUCGGUCGGGGAGAUCCGCGUUGUGAGCGGGGACGUUCUGCAGGGACCGGCGGACUGCAGUGCUGUCCCGCCGAGGAUCCACUUGCUGACUUGUAACCCGCCGUAUAUCCCCGCGGAGCGGUUCCUCGCUGACGUGAGUGUCUCUGUGAGGGUGUACGAGCCGAGGCUUGCGUUAGUUGGUGAACUGCAUUUCUACAGGAACCUCGUGGAGAAGUGGCUCGACAGAACAGAUUCGUUUGUGUACGAGUUGGGGGAAUUCAAACAGGCCAAAUACGUAAGGGACUGCAUUGCAGCAGACGGCAGACUCAACAAAAUGUGGUCUGUCGGUGUUAAAUUCGACUCAGCGGGGAAAAUAAGGUGCGUCUAUGGGUACAGAAAUGAUGCAACUCUCGAUUACAAGAGUAUCUACCAAGAGUUCGGUAAUCUUAUAUACACUCCGCGCCUAUAA
Molecule: messenger RNA, 1020 nt
Organism: Huiozyma naganishii CBS 8797
Lineage: Eukaryota; Fungi; Ascomycota; Saccharomycetes; Saccharomycetales; Saccharomycetaceae
Gene: MTQ1
Product: S-adenosylmethionine-dependent methyltransferase
Exons: 1
Coding region: 1-1020 (339 amino acids)
Cellular component (GO): mitochondrion
Source: RefSeq, a predicted model, not a curated record